AUGCCUCUGGGGAUGAAUAAGCAUGGAUCUCGCUCUACUACCUCUUUGCCUCCGGACCCCACGGAGAUCGUCAGGAGCAAGGCCUGCUCCCGCAGGGUCAAGCUCAACGUGGGGGGGUUGGCCCACGAGGUUCUCUGGCGGACCUUGGACAGGUUGCCGCGGACCAGGCUGGGUAAGCUCAGAGACUGCAACACGCACGACUCCCUCAUGGAGAUCUGCGAUGACUACAACCUGGAGGAGAACGAGUACUUCUUCGACAGGCAUCCCGGGGCAUUCACCUCAAUCUUGAACUUCUACCGUACUGGCAAGCUGCACAUGAUGGAGGAGAUGUGCGCCUUGUCCUUCAGCCAGGAGCUGGACUACUGGGGGGUGGACGAGAUCUACCUGGAGUCCUGCUGCCAGGCCCGCUACCACCAGAAGAAGGAACAGAUGAAUGAGGAGCUGAAGAGAGAAGCUGAGACACUGAGGGAAAGGGAAGGGGAGGAAUUUGAUAACACUUGCUGCGCUGACAAAAGGAAAAAGCUCUGGGACCUCCUGGAGAAGCCCAACUCCUCCGUAGCGGCCAAGAUUUUGGCAAUCAUUUCCAUCAUGUUUAUUGUACUAUCUACAAUUGCCUUGUCCCUUAACACACUUCCUGAACUACAAGGCGUGGAUGAAUUUGGGCAGACAACAGAUAAUCCCCAACUUGCCCAUGUGGAAGCAGUGUGCAUUGCAUGGUUUACAAUGGAAUACCUCUUGCGGUUCCUAUCCUCGCCUAAGAAAUGGAAGUUUUUCAAAGGCCCACUGAAUGCUAUUGAUUUGCUAGCUAUUUUACCAUACUAUGUCACUAUCUUCCUCACAGAAUCCAAUAAAAGUGUACUUCAGUUCCAAAAUGUACGACGAGUGGUCCAAAUAUUUCGGAUUAUGAGGAUACUCCGGAUUCUAAAGCUUGCCCGGCACUCAACAGGUUUACAGUCCUUGGGGUUUACACUGAGGAGGAGUUACAAUGAGCUUGGCUUACUCAUCUUGUUUUUGGCCAUGGGCAUUAUGAUCUUUUCCAGUUUAGUAUUUUUUGCAGAAAAGGAUGAGGACGAUACAAAAUUCAAGAGCAUCCCAGCUUCUUUCUGGUGGGCAACAAUCACCAUGACAACAGUAGGCUAUGGAGACAUCUACCCCAAAACACUUUUAGGUAAAAUAGUAGGAGGACUGUGCUGCAUUGCUGGAGUGCUGGUGAUUGCUCUUCCUAUCCCAAUUAUUGUCAAUAACUUCUCUGAGUUCUACAAAGAGCAGAAGAGGCAGGAGAAAGCCAUUAAGCGCAGAGAAGCUCUUGAAAGAGCAAAAAGGAAUGGUAGUAUUGUCUCCAUGAACAUGAAGGAUGCAUUUGCCCGUAGUAUAGAACUCAUGGACAUUGUGGUUGAAAAGAAUGGAGAAAGCAUAGCCAAAAAGGAUAAAGUUCAGGACAAUCAUUUAUCUCCCAGCAAAUGGAAAUGGACCAAGAGAACACUCUCUGAAACUAGCUCUAGUAAAUCUUUCGAAACCAAGGAACAAGGAUCUCCAGAAAAAGCCAGGUCGUCUUCAAGUCCCCAGCACCUGAAUGUCCAACAGCUAGAGGACAUGUAUAACAAAAUGGCAAAGACUCAGUCACAGCCAAACCUUAACACUAAAGAGUCGAGUCAGCCUGGAAAGCAAAAGGAAGAGCUAGAAAUGGAGACCCUUCCCGGCCCUAUGGUGCCCUUGCUGACAACUCGUGCCGAUGGGAUCAUUGACAUGAGGAGCAUGUCCAGCAUCGACAGCUUCAUAAGUUGUGCUGCCGAGUUCCCUGACUCUGGGAGAUUUUCCCACAGCCCACUCGCUACCCUUCCCUGCAAAGGUGGCAUUAAUGUGAUUCAGGAGCAGAGCAGAGGGGAGGGGAGUGGUGCCCGAUUUGUGGAAAUAAACCCAAGCUCUGAAGGCAGCCACCGUUCUGCUUUUUUCAUAGAAAGUCCCAAAAGCUCCAUAAAGGCCAGUAACCCUUUAAAACUAAGAUCUCUGAAAGUCAACUUCAUGGAAGAGGACACCAGCACAUUAGUACCAGCAUCAAAUGUCCUGAGAAUAUAUCCAGACCCUCUCAAGGGCAGGGGAGCUGCUGCUGCUGCCACAGAUACUUCCUUACUCUCUGACAGAUCUCUCAUGAGCCCAGAAACCUCGAUCUACACAACUGCGAGUGCGAGAACACCCCCAAAGUCACCAGAGACACAGACAGCCAUAGCUUUCAACUUCCACGAUGCUGGUAUUCACAAAUACAUAGAUGCUGACACUGAUGAUGAAGGUCAGCUGCUUUACGAUUCGAGUCCUCCCGGAAAUGUGAGUCCUAAGUACAAUGUUACAAACAGUGGUUAUCUAAAGCAAAAGGACAAUGUUUAUAGAACAGAGAAGAACCAUUUAGAAGCUGCUGCUUUACCCACCUCCCCUAAGCUGAUAGGGCAAAACUGCAUUUACUCUAUGGAAGGUAUCACUGGAAGAACCCAGGGCCAUCAGGAGACUGUCAGACUAGAAAAUCACAUUUCUCCAGAAGUCCAUGUAUUACCAGGCAGUGGAGGACAUGCUAACACACAUGAUCAAAGCAUCUGAGACAGGCUCCAAAAGAACUUACUGAAAGUUUAAAGGAAUGUCUUUACAGUCAACACAAAAAAAAAGAGCUUCUGCAUGGCAUGAACUUGGCUGAAAUAAGCCACAUGUUUCUAAAAGUCUGAGGGGAGGUCCAGUGUGGGUUUGUGAAAAUGUCCUUCUCUGAAACAACUUUAAAGACAUUGCCCACAUCAGUCAAAAAUAAGGAUUGCAAAUCAUGAUCACACAUUGAUCUCCUUUCAUGUUGUCCAGUGAAGCCAAUGUGACCAAAUAUCCAUCCAUUCCCCUUGAACGCUAGAGCUCCUUUUGGAAAUACUAACACCUGAUUUGCAUUAGUUCCAUAAAGGAUGCCGAGGCAGCCAGAUUUGAACUCUGGAAUAAAUUGCUGGGGUUGGUAUAAAGCUAUCAAAAACACAAUGCUCUCUGCUUCAGGGCAGCUGUUCCCCAUCUACAGCUUUCUCUGAUGGAUAUUAUAUCUAAAGGUAACAGGGAACACUUGCAUUAUUGGAAAAUCCAAGUUAAAACCAUUUAAAA
Messenger RNA from Cygnus atratus (black swan), 3120 nucleotides. RefSeq names its product potassium voltage-gated channel subfamily B member 1 (gene KCNB1). Bases 1 to 2589 code for a protein of 862 amino acids. Gene Ontology annotation, molecular function: delayed rectifier potassium channel activity; protein binding. Gene Ontology annotation, biological process: potassium ion transmembrane transport; protein homooligomerization. The transcript is spliced from 2 exons. Lineage: Eukaryota; Metazoa; Chordata; Aves; Anseriformes; Anatidae. Gene Ontology annotation, cellular component: voltage-gated potassium channel complex; membrane. The record is from RefSeq and is a predicted model, not a curated record.